AUGCUACGGCCCCAGACGGCACGACCAAUCGCGCGCGGGCUGUCGCAGGCCGCGUCGCAGCUCACGCGCUCCGCAACAUGCGCCGGCAGGCGGGCACUGGCGACGGCGGUCGCAGAGGAGCGCGAUCCCGCCGAGCUCGACCAGAUCACCACGCUCCCCAACGGCAUCCGCGUCGCCACCGAGGCCCUGCCAGGCCACUUCUCGGGCAUUGGCGUCUACGUCGACUCGGGAUCGCGGUACGAGAACGAUGCGCUGCGGGGAGUGAGCCACAUUGUCGACCGUCUGGCCUUCAAGUCGACGCGCAACACGACGGGCGACCAGAUGGCGGACAGGAUGGAGUCGCUGGGCGGCAACAUCCAGUGCGCCUCGUCGCGCGAGUCGCUCAUGUACCAGUCGGCCACGUUCAACUCGGCCGUCGAGAGCACAGUCGGCCUGCUCGCCGAGACAAUACGCGACCCGCUCAUCACCGAGGACGAGGUGCAGCAGCAGCUCGAGACGGCCGACUACGAGAUUGGCGAGAUCUGGAGCAAGCCCGAGCUGAUCCUGCCCGAGCUGGUGCACAUGGCCGCCUACAAGGACAACACGCUGGGCAAUCCCCUGCUCUGCCCCAAGGAGCGCCUCCCGCACAUCAACCGCGACGUCGUCGAGGCAUACCGGAAGCAGUUCUACCGCCCGGACAGGAUCGUCGUGGCCUUUGCCGGCGUGGCCCACAACGACGCCGUCAAGCUGAGCGAGCAGUACUUUGGCGACAUGGCAAGGGGCCAGGGGCCUUUGCUCGUCGCCGUCGACGAGCACGCCGCGAUACCCAGCCAGAAGCUCGGGCAGCAAGCCUUCUUUGCCGACCACCCCACGCCUACCGGCGGCUCUCCGCAGCCGUCCAAGCUGCUGUCCAGGAUCCCCUUCCUCAAGAGCCUGUCCGCCUCGGCCGCCGACUCGGGGUCCCUCCACUCGUCCUUUGACCUCGACUUCCCGCCCAUCGACACGACGACGCCCUCGCACUACACCGGCGGCUUCCUCACCCUGCCUCCCAUCCCGCCGCCGCUGAACCCCAUGCUGCGUCGCCUCUCCCACAUCCACCUCGCCUUUGAGGCCCUGCCCAUCUCCUCCCCGGACAUCUACGCCCUCGCAACCAUGCAGACCCUGCUCGGCGGCGGCGGCUCCUUCAGCGCCGGCGGGCCCGGCAAGGGCAUGUACUCGCGCCUGUACACCAACGUGCUGAACCAGCACUUUUGGGUCGAGUCCUGCGUCGCCUUCAACCACAGCUACACCGACAGCGGCCUGUUUGGCAUCUCGGCCUCGUGCGCCCCCAGCCACGUCGCCCAGAUGCUCGAGGUCAUGUGCCGCGAGCUCAAGGCCCUGGGCGACGAGACGGGCUACGCCGCCCUGAAGGAGGGCGAGGUCCAGCGCGCAAAGAACCAGCUGCGCUCGUCGCUGCUCAUGAACCUCGAGAGCAGGAUGGUCGAGCUCGAGGACCUCGGCAGGCAGGUCCAGGUCCACGGCCGCAAGGUCGGCGUGCGCGAGAUGUGCGCCAAGAUCGAGGCCGUGACCGUCGAGGACCUGCGCCGCGUCGCCCGCCACGUGUUUGGCGGCGACGUCCAGAACCGAGGCGCCGGGAGCGGCGCGCCGACCGUCGUGCUGCAGGAGGGCGAGCAAGAGGGGCUGAAGCGGAGGGACUUUGCCUGGGACGAUAUCCAGACCCGCAUCGCGCGGUGGAAGCUGGGCCGCAGGUGA
Didymella exigua CBS 183.55 is the source of this 1731-nucleotide messenger RNA. RefSeq lists its product as uncharacterized. The coding region runs from base 1 to 1731 and encodes 576 amino acids. Gene Ontology annotation, cellular component: mitochondrion. The record is from RefSeq and is a predicted model, not a curated record. The transcript has a single exon. Gene Ontology annotation, molecular function: metal ion binding; metalloendopeptidase activity. Lineage: Eukaryota; Fungi; Ascomycota; Dothideomycetes; Pleosporales; Didymellaceae.